Molecule: messenger RNA, 2217 nt
Organism: Bathycoccus prasinos
Lineage: Eukaryota; Viridiplantae; Chlorophyta; Mamiellophyceae; Mamiellales; Bathycoccaceae
Exons: 1
Coding region: 1-2217 (738 amino acids)
Molecular function (GO): ATP-dependent diacylglycerol kinase activity
Source: RefSeq, a predicted model, not a curated record
AUGGACCGAUUGCGUCGAAAAGUGUUCACGAAAGCAAGCAGUAGUUCUGGACCGAUUUUGAUCGAUUUGAAGAAAAACAUACCACCCGGAGGUGACCCGUUGCUCUCGGGUUGGGUGUUAAACGUCACGUCUCUGGUAGAACGAGUUCCGUUUUCGCAAUACGCGCCGAAAACGAAAGAGCAGGUGUGGCAAAUUCUCGUGUCGAUUCUCGUCUUGGUGAUUAGCGGGAGGUGGUUUCUCGCGCAGUUCGCGCAGCACAGAAGAGAGCGAGAAGGGUGGUGGCAUUUCCUGAAGAAAUCGAGGCACGUGCGGUUGAUAUUACCUCCCGAGUGCGUGACGGAAGCGCCGAUGCGGAGCCCGCUGAAACGGGUGACGAGGAAGAUUAAAAAGUACAUAAAGAAGAAAGGAAAGAAAAGCGGGAAGAACGGCGGGAUGAGUAACGGAGGUAUUCAGCAGUAUUUUAUGGACGACCAGGACGCGUAUUCGCCGAUUUUAAGCGUAGACGUGGACUUGUUGCCGGAAGACGCGAUGCCGUUGCUGGUGUUUGUGAACUCGCGGUCUGGAGGACAGACGGGGAGGCAUCUGUUAGAAGCGAUGCGACAGAACUUGAACCCGCUGCAAGUGGUAGAUUUGCACAAGACUGGUCCCGCGCCAGCGUUGAAAUUAUUCGCGAGCGUACCGAACGUGAGGAUUUUAGUGUGCGGCGGAGACGGGACGGUCGGGUGGAUUUUGCAAGCUUUGGAUGAUUUGGCGCAAGAGGAUUUAGACGCGAAAAUGGCGCACGCGAGCGAUGCCGUGAUGAACGCCUCGGGAGGCAGUAACCACAGUAGCAUGAAUGGAAACACCGACGCGUCUGCUUCAAAUACUAAUAACAACAACAACAAUAAUAAUAAUAAUAGUUUAGGCGGUGGAGGAGGAGGAUUAUCGACCGCGUUUAGAAAACCGCCGGUUGCGAUUUUGCCGUUGGGUACCGGGAACGAUUUAGCGAGAGUGUUAGGUUGGGGUGGUGGGUUUGGUUUCCAGGAAAUCAUCUCGGAGAUUUUGUUGCAAGUGAUGGAAGCGCACCCGACGUUGUUGGACCGAUGGACGGCGACUUUGACGCCCUUACCGAAGAAGGAGCUUUCCAAUCCGCAAACGCCGAAAAACGUGAGCGGAACGACGACUCCGGGAGGAGGCGGAAAGAGCGACGGAGAAAAGAGCGGCGGCGACAAAACUCCCGGAUCACCGACGACGCCGAGGUUUGGGUCCAUUGGAGGAUUAUCGACUGGAGACAAUAAGGACGGCAAAACCAAAACAUCUCUCCCGCCAAACUCCCCGCAAGUCCCGAAAUCCAUCGACGAGCACGCGUCGGAUGGCAAAUCCACCGGUUCUCUCGUCAUGGGCCCGAACGGCCAAUCCGAGAUUGUCUUCCAAAAUUACCUCGGUAUCGGCGUGGACGCGCAAGCCGCCUUACGGUUCCACCAAACUCGAAAUUCCAAACCCAACCUUUUCUUCAGUCAAGCGACGAACAAAAUCCUCUACGGCGUCUUUGGAGCGAAAGAUUUCCUGGAACAUUCCAUGGCUGGUUUGCACCGCGAUUGCUUAAUCUAUGCCGACGGUGUUCUCCAAGAUAUCCCGCAAGAAGCCGAAGGUAUUGUCCUCCUGAACAUUAACUCCUUCGCCGGCGGCGUACGCAUGUGGGAAAAAGAUGGCGAUUUUGGCGCCUCCUCCAUGCAAGACGGCUUGAUCGACAUCGUCACCGUCCACGGCGCGUUACACUUGGGUCAACUCAACUGGGGCGUGGACAAACCCGUCCGCAUUUGUCAAGCGAGAGAAGUUCGCAUCGAGUGUCUGCGAAAACUCCCCAUGCACAUCGACGGCGAACCGUGGGAACAACCCGCUUGCCAAAUGGACAUUCGCUUAAAAAACAAAUCCACCAUGCUCCGCCGAACGGUCGACAGUCGAGGCGCGUCCAUCCUACAAAUGCACGACGCCUUAGAGUGGGCAAAUUCAAACGCUAUCAUCUCCCCGGACCAAAAAGAAAUGAUCAUGAGCGAAGUCCACCGUCGCGCGGAGCGAGAAGACGACGACCACCGUCGCCAGCGCGAAAAAGAGAAGCGCGAAAAAGGCAGCUACAACAAUUUAAUGGGCCUCGCCACGGGAAGACGACACCGCAACGCUCGCGAAAAAAGACGAGGGUCCAUGAUGUGGGGCAGUCGAGACGCUUUAGCGUAUUAG